Messenger RNA from Rhizopus microsporus ATCC 52813, 318 nucleotides. RefSeq lists its product as uncharacterized. The record is from RefSeq and is a predicted model, not a curated record. The annotation marks the transcript as partial. NCBI's taxonomy places the organism in Eukaryota, Fungi, Mucoromycota, Mucoromycetes, Mucorales, Rhizopodaceae. The transcript has a single exon.
GUACUACUUGCUUGUCUGUUACCUUAUAUCCGCAAUACCAGAGGAAGCCACUGGUACGCUCUCUCUCGUACAUCGCUUUGGAAAACUGCACUGUCUAUUACUGAGGAACCCCAUACUCGCUCACUCAAGGCUGCUAAACGACGCUUUCUGUAACAGAAUCUAGAGAUCCGCCAACAAUGUCAAAACUUCAAAUUGCUUUCUAACCGCCGUCGAUCGAUCUCUCUGGAUCCUAUACUCUGGCUGCUCAUGUCUAAAUCAGAGCGUAGUUGCUGUAUACGUUGGAGACUAGGCUGACUUCCUGGUGGUAAACCUCGACCA